Molecule: messenger RNA, 3825 nt
Organism: Trifolium pratense (red clover)
Lineage: Eukaryota; Viridiplantae; Streptophyta; Magnoliopsida; Fabales; Fabaceae
Product: non-lysosomal glucosylceramidase-like
Exons: 17
Coding region: 467-3505 (1012 amino acids)
Biological process (GO): glucosylceramide catabolic process; carbohydrate metabolic process
Cellular component (GO): membrane
Molecular function (GO): glucosylceramidase activity; beta-glucosidase activity
Source: RefSeq, a predicted model, not a curated record
AUUUAUUUAUGUUAAUAAUAUACUUUUCUCUCUCACUUUCCUUCAUUUCUCACCGUGGCGAUCCGAGUUGGUAACUCAUUGAUCAAAUCAAACGAGUUGGCCAUACUGACUCGGUGUUACAGGCGGCUAUUCCUCAUCUCGCCACGCCAUCAUACUUCUGCACCCAAUCCAAUCCAAUAUCUCGCGAUUUCAUAACUACCUACCACUUCAUCAUUCUCUCUCUCUUCCAACGCACUUCAUCAUCAACUUCAACUCACUUUAAUUUUCGCUCUGCGUUGAUUUUCUAGAUUCUGCUUCCAUAAUCGUAAUUUCAAGAUCUUCAAUUCAAUAUCUAGUUUCGGUUCGUUUGGAUUGAAUUCAAUUAGAGAGUGUUUAAUUUGACGAGGAUCGGUUCCUGAUAAUUUAUUUUUCAUCUUCGAGUAGAAUUUUGUAACCGGUGUUGUGGAUAUAGAGAGAUUUUGACGCCAUGGUUAGCGGCAACAUUUUUCACUGUAGAAAGAAUUCAUGGCCUACUGAAGAGUAUAUCAAUAAAACUACUUUACAGUUGUUUGAUUUUGAUAGUGCUGCUCCUCCUGAACAAGCUUGGAGAAGGAGAUUAAAUAGCCAUGCCAAUCUUCUUAAAGAAUUUAGAGUAACUUUUGUGGAAGCUAUAAAAAUGGUUCGAUUAGGUAUACGUAUGUGGUCAUAUGUUAGGGAAGAGGCUUCUCAUGGAAGGAAAGCACCUAUAGAUCCUUUCACUAGAGAAAGUUGCAAGCCAUCUGCAUCUCAAGGUGUUCCACUUGGAGGGAUGGGGAGUGGAAGCAUAUCAAGAGGAUUUAGAGGUGAGUUCAGACAAUGGCAAAUCAUUCCUGGUCUAUGUGAACCAUCGCCUGUCAUGGCCAAUCAGUUCUCUAUUUUUGUAAGUAGAGAGGGAGGAAACAAAAGUUUUGCAUCAGUUUUGGCUCCUGGUCAGCAUGAAGGUUUAGGAUCUAGCAGGAAAGCUGAUGAACAGGGUAUAUCAUCAUGGGGAUGGAAUCUAAAUGGCCAGCACUCAACUUACCAUGCUUUGUUUCCAAGAGCUUGGACUGUUUAUGAUGGUAUUUUCAUUUUUUGUAGUUCUUUUAUUCUAAAUGUGUAUUUCCUUACAAAUACUUGUGUAAUAAAAGUUCUGAUAUUCUUAGGCGAGCCAGACCCAGAACUGAAAAUAUCAUGUCGGCAGAUAUCCCCUUUCAUACCACAUAAUUACAGAGAAAGCAGUCUACCUGCCGCUGUUUUUGUGUAUACGUUGGUAAACACUGGUAAGGAAAGAGCUAAAGUCAGCCUUUUAUUAACUUGGGCGAAUUCCAUUGGUGGAAACUCUCACUUGUCAGGAGAUCAUGUGAAUGAACCUUUCAUAGCUGAAGAUGGUGUCUCCGGCGUACUUCUAUAUCACAAGACAGCGAAAGACAACCCUCCUGUUACCUUUUCUAUUGCUGCAUGUGAAACACAGAAUGUUAGUGUUUCUGUUUUGCCAUGUUUUGGGCUAUCUGAAGGAAGUAACGUAACAGCAAAAGGAAUGUGGUCUAAAAUGGUGAAGGAUGGGCAAUUUGACCGGGGAAAUUUCUCUUCUGGACCCAGUAUGCCCUCAUCACCUGGAGAGACACUAUGUGCUGCUGUUUCAGCUUCUGCAUGGGUGGAACCCCAUGGAAAAUGUACUGUUGCAUUUAGUCUUGCAUGGUCAUCUCCUAAAGUAAAGUUUGUGAAAGGCAGCUCUUUCCACAGGAGAUAUACAAAAUUUUAUGGGACUUCUGAUAGAGCUGCAGUGGACUUGGCUCAUGAUGCAUUGACACAUUAUAAAAGGUGGGAAGAAGAGAUUGAGAACUGGCAGAAUCCUAUUCUUCUGGAUGAAAAGCUACCAGAAUGGUACAAGUUUACAUUAUUUAAUGAACUCUACUUUCUUGUUGCUGGAGGAACAAUUUGGAUUGACUCUGCUUUGCUAUCUUCAAAUAUGAGGAAUAGCCAGGAUCAGGUAAAAGAGCCAGAAAAUGCAGUAGUCCGAAUAACUGAAGCUAAAGUGGACUGCAGAAAAAGGGAAGUUGUCGAGUGUACAACAGAUAGUACCUAUGAUUCUACGGACUCUAGGGGACAUAAUCACUUGGAUGAAAAACAUUAUAGAGAUAUAUCCCAUGCAAAUGGAUCUGUGAAUAGUCACAGAAAUGGAAACUCUACUAACAGACUGCACAGUUCAUCGAUAAAGAACCUACAACAAGAUGAUGAUAAUGAUGAUGGUGGAAGAUUCUUAUAUUUGGAAGGUGUAGAAUAUGUCAUGUGGUGCACAUAUGAUGUGCACUUCUAUGCUUCAUUUGCACUUCUUAUGCUCUUUCCUCGUAUUGAAUUAAAUAUACAACGGGAUUUUGCUCAAGCUGUCCUGUGUGAAGAUGGAAGAAGAGUAAAGUUUCUGGCAGAGGGAAACUGGGGAACUCGCAAGGUUUUUGGGGCUGUCCCACAUGAUUUGGGGACACAUGAUCCAUGGCAUGAAAUGAAUGCCUAUAACAUUCAUGAUACCAGUAAGUGGAAAGACCUGAACCCAAAAUUUGUACUUCAGGUGUAUCGAGAUUUUUCUGCAACAGGUGAUUUACAAUUUGGGGUUGAUGUGUGGCCUGCUGUCCGUGCUGCAAUGGAGUACAUGGAGCAAUUUGAUAGAGAUGCUGAUGGUCUUAUUGAGAAUGAUGGUUUCCCUGAUCAAACAUAUGAUACAUGGACAGUCCAUGGUGUGAGUGCUUAUUGUGGUGGUCUUUGGCUUGCUGCUCUUCAAGCUGCAGCUGCAAUGGCCAUUCAACUAGGUGACAGAGAUUUUGCGGAAACAUGCAAAAGGAAGUUUCUGAAGGCUAAACCAGUAUUUGAACAAAAGCUGUGGAAUGGUUCGUAUUUUAAUUAUGACAGUGGCUCAAGUGGUAACAGUAAAUCCAUUCAAGCCGAUCAAUUGGCUGGGCAAUGGUAUACAGCAUCCUCAGGGCUGCCCUCUCUUUUCGAUGAUUUCAAGAUCAAAAGUUCUCUCCGGAAGGUUUAUGAUUUCAAUGUGAUGAAAGUUAAAGGUGGCAGGAUGGGUGCUGUGAAUGGCAUGCAUCCCAAUGGUAAGGUGGAUGAAACCUGUAUGCAGUCUCGAGAGAUAUGGACAGGUGUGACCUAUGGUGUUGCUGCAACAAUGAUACUCGCAGGAAUGGAGGAGGAGGCCUUCAAAACUGCUGAGGGUAUAUUUCUUGCAGGCUGGUCAGAAGAUGGAUACGGAUACUGGUUUCAGACUCCAGAGGCAUUGACAAUUGAUGGGCACUAUAGAUCCCUCAUAUAUAUGAGGCCGUUGUCAAUUUGGGGCAUGCAAUAUGCAUUAACUCUUCCAAAGGCAGUACUUGAGGCCCCUAAAAUCAACUUCAUGGACAGAAUCCACCUAUCUCCUGUCAAUGGAGGAUUACAUAACGAAACAGGUGUGAGAAAGAUUGCAACGAAAACAAAAUGCUUUAGCAAUUCUGUGUUUAAUUGCGCUUGCUGAUUGUUAACAUGUAAGCACAUGAAAAUUUUGUAUAGGUCUUCACAUUGUAUACUAAACCAACCCUCUCGUAGAGAAGCUGAUAAAAAUGGUGGUCAAGGGGGCGGGGGUUCAGUUGUAACUUGUACUAAUAUAUAGCCUGUAAGUUCAAAGUUCAAUAAUUGUAGAUACAUUUUACUGUAACUGUAUAUUCUUAUUUAUUAAAGUUCCCAAGAUAUAAUCAAAAUUCAUCGCAUGAUGAACCGCGACAUUAUUGGAACUCAAUUGUAUAUGAAUUGAUUAUUUCAGAAACCUAUGAUUAUUUCAGAAACUUAUUCCUUCAA